This is a messenger RNA of Penicillium angulare, 1413 nucleotides long. RefSeq lists its product as uncharacterized. The transcript is spliced from 2 exons. The record is from RefSeq and is a predicted model, not a curated record. Gene Ontology annotation, biological process: phospholipid catabolic process. The coding region runs from base 1 to 1413 and encodes 470 amino acids. Gene Ontology annotation, molecular function: hydrolase activity, acting on ester bonds. Lineage: Eukaryota; Fungi; Ascomycota; Eurotiomycetes; Eurotiales; Aspergillaceae.
AUGCAUCCCACUUCACUCCUUGGACUCCUGGCCUUUGUGGCCGCGGCUUCUGCUAUGCCGACCCACAAGCGAUCCCAUGCUGCACACUCGUCAAGCUCUAUUCAGAAUUUAAAGAACAAGAUCAAAUAUGUUGUUGUUUUAGAAAUGGAGAAUCGCUCAUUUGAUAAUUUAUUGGGUGGUCAGACGCUCAAGGGUCUUGAAAACCCUAUAAAUAACGGGCCCUUCUGCAACCCUUAUAACGUCACCGAUGAUGGGCAAGGCAUAGUCUGCAGCCAGGCUAAAGAUAUGGACUCUAUAUUGGAUGACCCUGAUCACACGGUGACGGGAAAUAAUAUUGAGUUCUACGGCACCUUCACUCCAGAUAAUGAUGCCAUCUCAAGCGGCGAGUUAACUGCAUCUCAGAAAGGGUUUGUGUCUGAGCAGCUUCGCAUGUAUGAUGGGACCGAUGUGAAUAGGACAAAACUCGCGCAGGAGGUCAUUAACUACUACACUGAAGAUCAGUUGCCAGUCCUGACAAGCUUGGUGCAAAACUAUAUUACUUUUAACCAUUGGCAUUCAGAUCUCCCCGGGCCAACUGCUCCAAAUCGCGCCUAUGUGCUUUCUGGAACAUCUGCGGGCCACGGCACCAACGACGAUGCUUUUGAUUCUGAUAAGCACGGCCUCACCCAGCGCAGCAUCUUCCAACAGCUCAGCGAAACAAACCGAACCUGGAAGAAUUAUAUCACAGAUCCAGCAGAACAAAUGGCAGACGCACUAUUCUUUGACUGGACCUAUACCAGCGACAACCAGGGACUAGCUGCACCACUACCCGACUUCUAUACAGAUGCAGCAUCUGGCCACCUACCUGAUUUCAGCUUCAUCGAGCCGUCCUGUUGUGGCGUUGGCACAAACUCGAUGCACCCGACAGGACUCGUCUCAGAUGGUGAAGGCCUCAUUCGAGACGUGUAUAAUGCUCUCCGCGCCAGUCCUGCUUGGAACGAGACACUCUUGCUGCUGACAUUCGACGAGACAGGCGGUUUCCACGACCACGUCCCACCACCUCUGGCCCCUCGUCCCGAUGACCUGACAUAUACCGAGAAGGCUCCAAAUGGCGAGAAUUAUACUUUCUCCUUUGAUAGGCUUGGUGGUCGCGUGCCGACACUCUUGAUUUCGCCGUGGGUGGGUAAGGGUCUAGUUGAGCAAAAGGGGACUAACUCGGAUGGGGAAACGGUGUCGUACUCUGCUUCUUCGCUGCUGAGAACACUAGGGUAUCUGUGGGAGUUUGACCCAUUUACCCCGCGUGUUAGCGGCGCGGCGUCUUUUGAUCAUUUGAUUCAGCGUACCAAACGGACUGAUACACCUGCUUCGUUGCCGAGUCCGUCACCCUUUAGUGACUCGCUUAAGUCGCAAAACACACAGCAGCAGAUCAGAUAA